UAUUACAAAAUUAUUGAAAAUGUCUGACGAUGAGGAUAACAUAAGUUUUGGAACCCAAUCAAUCCCUGAUGGGGACGCUGACAUUGAGGCAGAAGGAGAAGGCGAAGGCGAGAAAGAGGACAAAGAGAUAUCUCUAUUGAGCCAAGAUGAUUAUUAUGAUAUUAAUGAGGAUAAGAGAAGAAUCCCUGAUUCGGAGAGAACUACUCAGCCUACCCUUACCAAAUUUGAGAAAGCAAGAGUUUUAGGAGCUAGAGCACUCCAGAUUAGUAAAAAUGCUCCAAUCUUUGUCGAUCCAGGAGACGAAAUAGAUGAAUAUAAAAUAGCAGAAAUGGAGCUUAUUAAAAAGAAAAUGCCUCUGAUUAUCCGAAGGUUCAUGCCAGAUGGCACAUUUGAGGAUUGGAAAGUUAACGAGCUUGAUAUUUAG
Molecule: messenger RNA, 424 nt
Organism: Moneuplotes crassus
Lineage: Eukaryota; Ciliophora; Spirotrichea; Euplotida; Euplotidae
Source: the annotation of a GenBank genome assembly